Ochotona princeps (American pika) is the source of this 822-nucleotide messenger RNA. It is a transcript of the gene PXMP2, whose product is annotated as peroxisomal membrane protein 2. Lineage: Eukaryota; Metazoa; Chordata; Mammalia; Lagomorpha; Ochotonidae. The transcript is spliced from 6 exons. The coding region runs from base 36 to 506 and encodes 156 amino acids. The record is from RefSeq and is a predicted model, not a curated record. Gene Ontology annotation, cellular component: membrane; cytoplasm.
AGGACCGGCCGGCGGCGGGGCCUGAGGUGGCGACCAUGGCACCGGCUGCGUCGAGGCUGCGGGCCGAGGCCGGGCUUGGGGCGCUCCCGCGGCGUGCGCUCGCCGCGUACCUGCUGCUCCUGCGGCUCCACCCGGUGCUCACCAAGGCGGCCACCAGUGGCAUUUUGUCAGCACUUGGGAACAUCCUGGCCCAGAUGAUUGAGAAGCGAAAAAGAGAAAACUCACCAAAUCUAGAUGUCACUAGGCCUCUCAGAUAUGCGGCUUAUGGUGGCCACAGUGUCCAGAGCCAAGCCCCUUUCACAUACACACAUAAGGAAUGGGAAGAGCAUGUCAACUUUGUGACCAAGAUGAGGAGCAGCUUCUGGCCAGCUCUGCAGACGAACUGGAAAGUGUGGACACCCUUGCACUUCAUUAACAUCAGUUAUGUCCCUCCACAGUUCUGGGUGCUCUUUGCCAACCUGGUGGCUCUCUUCUGGUACACCUACCUGGCCUCUCUGAGAAAGUGACAAUGGCCUGGGGAGGACAUUGUGUGCACUGUGAGGGACAGAGCCGACCCAGUUGGGACUUUAUCUGACUACAUGUGAUUCAACAUGUCAUAAAGUUAUAGAUGAUGAAGCAAAAAUCUCUCAAUGUUAGAAUCUUGCUGCUGACAUCACAAACUCAAACCGUGAUGGAUACAAUUAGGAUCACAUAAACUAAUGUAGCUUCUUUGGUGAUGACUUUAAAUUAAAUUAAAACUUCUGAGAAAUUCUCAGAAUUUAUUCUUUGUUGCUUUGUAAGAAAAAGGUAGUCAGAUUUGUGUGUGUGUUUGUGUGUUGUGAA